AUGGAAGGCAUCGGCCAGCUGGAGCCCGCGCCCGCGGUGCGUGGCCAGGGAGACACGAUGGAGAUCGAGAUGAACAUCAGCUGGGGCCUCGGUGCCAAGCAGGAAGUCUCGAUUGACUUGGCCAGCGUGCGCCUCCCGCUGGAAGGGCUCGAAGCUCAGAUCUUCGUUAUUGUCUUGCUGGGUGCAGGUGCUUUGCACCAUGCGCAACACCAGAUUUCGGGGCAGUCCGUGGAUGAUCACGGUGUUCAACACAGCGCCGGCAUCGGCAAGCUUGAAGGAAAGAAGGAACCGCAAACUCUAGUGAUGUUCCGUUCAGCUUAUCCGGCCCAGAUCGUCAGCUACAACGGCUCGAUGGUGCAGGACAGCGUCUACGACGUUUCGGGUUUCUUCAUCCCCGCCCACGUCUCGGUCUCCGACGUGGUCUUGCGCAACGCGUACAAGCAGGACACCAGCGGCCAGCAGGGGCCUCAGACGGCCAAAGUGGGCGCUGAGCUCAGCAAUGCCGGCACAGCGGGGUCUGUCUUGAGGAUCGUGGCUGCGCGGCCACCUCAGUGGACAGAGCCUGUGAUCAAGAUGCCGCCGUGUCAGUGCCAGCUGGCAGGUAGCAAUAGGAACGUGUUCACAAGAGAAACGGAUGAGUUUGAAGAUAUCUUUUACUUCGUGCCAACCUCGAAGUCACCAGCAUCACCCUCAGAUGGCGGAGUCUCGCCCGGACGGCACUGCGACAAGCUUGGCGACAGUGGUUGUCGAGGAUGGGAUGGAAGGGGCAAAGUAGGGACCUGGUUCCAAGAGGGAGCUUUGUUGAGCCUGCGGUUGCCCACGGGACUUCAGCCUGCAAGGCUGGCAAGCUACCUCAUCGAAGUCGAGGUUCUGGCGCCCACGCCCAGCCAGUGCCUUUGCUUCGCUGCGGGCCUUUGUCAGCAGCCUGACUGCACCAGCGGCUUAGGGUCUACUCCUAGGCUCUGCCAGACCAACUGGUCCAUGGAGGCGGAUCUCUAUGCUGGGUUCGGGGGCAGGAUUCAGGUCCUUGAUACUGACGGCGCCGUCGUCGGCUCCAAUGAUGCGUUGCUCGUAGGCUUCGCCCUCGUCUCAGAGGCACGCCUUGCAUUCUCCCGAGUGGAUAGCCAGGACUUGGCUAAGGUGCUCAUGGUUACGGCACCCUUUGGCUACGAGUUCCCGCCUGGCCUCUACCGCUCCAGCAACCUCCAGCUGCGCGUCACGACGCCCCGAACCACGCCGCCCGACAAUCGCUGGUACAUCCAAGGCAGACUCCGGCAGGGCAACACCGAGGGUGCAGCUUCCUACCUCCCGAAGCAGCUUUUCUUUGACUUGGUCUGCUGGGGUGUGGCUGACGGCCUUCCCAGCCAGCAGAUGGACGUGUCGGUGGAGUUCGCGGCCCUGCAGACGUGCUCUUCUCAGCUCCACAAGAAUUUCGAAGCAGCCCGAAAAAUAGAGAAACUGGAGCCAGGUUAUAUGGCUGCGUUAGUGCGAUUUAGCUGCGUCAGUUCAGAUCCAGGCUACAGCACGGCCAUACAGCUGCACACGGUGUUCCUUUUGCGCGUGACCACGGAGGUGGAGGAGAUACGAAGAAUGAAGAACGGCGCGUUGGACCUUGGGCCUUCUGUUCAGCUUGCUUGUCUGAGCGUGGUUUUGUGGCCGCCUUCCAUCCUGCACAUCGAGGUCGUCAUACCUCCUCCCGGCUAUCUCCUCUCUUGCACAGGCCUCAAGCUCUUCUAUGCCCCCGGCAUGGUGUGCUGGGUUCGGCCGAAAGUGCACUGCCUAGCUUCCAAGCGGGCGGGAGACAACACGAGCCGGGGCCUAACCAUGCGAGUCCACACUCAGGCUUCACGGGAUGCUCCAGCUAUCGCCAAGGCCGGGCGGGAGCCUUCCUGCAUUCAGAUCGUCUUCGCAGCGACCCCCAUGCUGGCGGGCUCCCCUUACGCCUUUGGAAUCCAGGGCGGCACUGCUGCAGCCAGCGCCGCGGAUCGUGCCGCGGAUGUCUUCGCGCUGCAGGUCUUGAACCCCUCAGGCACGGUCGCCGAGUCCAGCUUCUCCGUCCAAGCACCGCCCCUGCAAAGUUUCGGCUCCAUGGAGCAGCCCUACCUGCUUUGGUACGACCUGCCGACACCGGGCACGAAGGUUUGGGUUUCGCUGGGCCUCCGUGUGCCUCGCCGUGCGCCAGCCGGCUUGGAAACUUUGAGGAUUUCCUUGCCGGAUGGCUACGAGCACACAGCUCUUGCACGAAAUCGAGAUGAGAUCGACGAGCGCAGCGUGACGCUGGCCUGGCGCCCGCUUCAGCUGCCCUCGAGCCCGGCCGGCAUCUUCAGCGACUACGAGGCAUGGACACGGGCGGAAGAGAUCGCCUUGGCUGCGGAGGCAGCUCCCCCGGCUCCCGAGGCGCCAACCCAGGUGGCGGCGCCUCCGGGCGACCCCAAUGCGUCUACGAACACCACCACCGCCGCCACAACCAGCAGCACAACCACGACGACGGAAAUCGAUGCCCUGCCGGUCCUUCAGGGCCGAAAUUGGGUGAACCUGGGCCAGCGCAGCGAGGUGCAGCUGCGCUUGCUCACACAGCGGCCCUUCCCGGCCUGCGAGCUGCUGCUGCGAUUUCCAGUGCAGCUGCCGAGCCGGGCGCCGAGGCUCAACGUGUGGUACGUGACCUUGGCGUUUGCCGCCAACACCUCCGGUCACUUCGAUGCCGACGUUGCCUUUGUGGUUCCCGGCUUCGACUUCUUCCAACAGCCUCCUGCGGCCGAACACGCGCAACACAUCUUCGACUACGCGGGCUAUGACUACUACCAGUUCUCGACACAGAACGUGGGCGCGGCCAGCAUCCGGCGCAUUGCGCCACUCGCCAUGUUCCUGGCCUUGGCCUGGGCGCUGCUUCCCUGA
Molecule: messenger RNA, 2895 nt
Organism: Symbiodinium natans
Lineage: Eukaryota; Dinophyceae; Suessiales; Symbiodiniaceae
Source: the annotation of a GenBank genome assembly